Molecule: messenger RNA, 1182 nt
Organism: Lathyrus oleraceus (garden pea)
Lineage: Eukaryota; Viridiplantae; Streptophyta; Magnoliopsida; Fabales; Fabaceae
Exons: 1
Coding region: 1-1182 (393 amino acids)
Source: RefSeq, a predicted model, not a curated record
AUGCCAAGUCAUGGUCCUUCAUCAGUGAACAAUAUAGAAGUUUGUCUCAAUGAACAACGUGUUACGAAGAUAGAGGAGAUUCGGCAGUCUUUGGUUGAAAUUCAUUCUGUUUUAUGUGCUCAUGGUCUAUUCCAACAUGACCACCAGAUAUGUGGUACAUGUUCAGUCAAUUCAAGAGGUUGUAGAAAGAUUCAAGAUGAUUUGCAAGGCGUCCUUGAUCAGGGUUUGAUUCAGAUUUCUAGACAAGUGAGUUCUCCAGAAUCACAAGAACAAGAGGUGAAUGUCAUCAUCCCUUGCUUCAACAUACCAGAGAAAGUAGAGAUAGCUUAUCAUCCGAAGGAGCCAGUAGUGAUUUGCCCUCCAGGCCCAAUGCCUUACACUUCAGAUAAAGCGGUCCCCUACCGCUAUGCAGCAACUAUUAUUGAGAACGGUAAAGAGGUCGAGAUUAAAACCUUAGCCUUAGUUACCAAUAUCGCAGCAAAUAGCCGAAUGACGCGCAGUGGCCGCGUGUUCGCUCCGUCGGUUAUCCCAAGUAGAAAUGUUGAGAAAGAUCCAGUAGUCGUGGUACCAGUGACAAGAGAAGCAGAAAGGCAAACAAGCAAUUCAACCCUUGACAAAGAAAUAGAUGAACUACUCAGAAUUAUCAAGCUCAGUGAGUACAAAGUGGUAGAUCAGUUGCUACAGACACCGUCAAAAAUCUCGAUCCUGUCCUUAUUAUUGAACUCAGCUGUCCACAGAGAAGCACUACUGAAGGUGCUUGAUCAAGCCUUUGUAGAACAGGAUAUAACAGCAGAGCAGUUCAACAAUGUUGUUGGCAGCAUCACUAUGUGCAAUGGCUUAGGCUUUUGUGAUGAAGAACUUCCAGAAGAAGGAAAGAAUCACAACUUCGCUCUCCAUAUCUCAGCCAAAUGUCAAGGGGAUUCUUUGUCUAAUAUCCUGAUUGACACCAGUUCAUCUCUGAAAGUCAUGCCCAAGUCUACCUUGUUGAAGCUAAAGUACAAAGGGGGGCAAAUGCGGCACAGUGGAAUUAUUGUGAAAGCGUUCGAUGGAUCAAGAAAAACAGUCAUUGGAGAAGUUGAUUUGCCUAUUGGUAUUGGACCACACGUAUUCCAGAUCACUUUCCAGGUUAUGGACAUAGUGCCAGCUUAUAGCUGUCUGCUCGGACGCCCAUGGAUUCAUUAG